GCAAUACAUAAGGCCUGUGGUCCAUUGCAUUAGGCAGUAGUAUAGUAAAAUACAGUUUGCAAGCUACAGAUUUAAUAUGUCUUGGUCAAUAGCAAGGAAGAAGCUGCAAGAGAGUCCGUUGCUGGGUUACCGGGAGCGUGGUGACAGCUUACCAGGCAAGGCUGGAGGGGGCAGUUUAGAAGGUGCUGAUGCAGAGCUCUGUAUUUCACUGCUCGAGAGAGGUCUCAACUUCACUGGUCUCAAGCAUCGCAUCCGCACUGCCAACCAAGAAUGGGUCGAGCAGUUUCUGGUAGCAGGAGGUAUGUCUGGCAUCUUCACUGCACUGGAGAGUCUCGGGCAGAAGGGUUUCUCUAGUCUAACUGAUGCAUUGAGGCAACUGGAGUGUGUUGGAUGUGUGAAAGCUAUCAUGAACAAUCGGUUUGGGUUGGAGUUUAUCAUUGCAUCUCCAGGAGAAGGAUUUGUCAACAAACUUGCUCAAGAGCUGGACACUAAUAAUGGUCUAGUUAAGACCCAAGUGUUGGAGCUGCUGAGUGCUCUGUGUUUGUACUCUGCACCCGGCUAUCAGCUGGCAAUGGACGCUCUCGAUGAUUACAAGCGUAUCAAAGGUCAUGGCUAUCGCUUCAGUCUCUUGGUACAAGAGCUUCGUUGUAGUGAGACUGAAGAGUAUUGUGCGUGUGUGCUUGCCUUCAUUAAUUGCAUCCUGAGUGGAGCUAAGGACCUCACAAGCAGAGUCAAGCUAAGAAACGAACUUAUAGCAUUGCAGCUCUUGGAGGUCCUAUCACCAUGGCGACAUACAGAGGACGAGGGAUUGGGUACACAGUUAGAAGUGUUUCAUGAGUCACGUUCUGAUGAUGAUGAUCAGAUGACCAUGCCUGGAAGUGUGGACAUCAGCUCACACGAGGAUCUCUUUAAUGCUCUCUAUGCCAAGGUAUGCAAUACUCCCAGUGCUUUGCCCUUCUUGCACAUUCUGCAAAGCCUCAUGUUAUUGGACAGAGACACACAACAUGCUACUCUAGUCUGGGAAGCUAUGGAAUCCUUCACACAACGUGUUGUCCUAAUGGAGACUCCAGACAUAUCAGCUGAAAAAGCACAAGAAGUGAGCAUUGCUAGUUUAAGAAAGGCACUACAAGCAGAGAGCGACAGAGACACCACCACUGACACUACUACUACCAGUGGAGGAGCACCACCCCCUCCACCCCCUCCACCAGGACUAGGAGGAGCACCACCCCCUCCACCACCUCCUCCACCAGGACUAGGAGGAGCACUGCCCCCUCCACCCCCUCCACCAGGACUAGGAGGAGCACCGCCCCCUCCACCACCUCCUCCACCAGGACUAGGAGGAGCACCGCCCCCUCCACCACCUCCACCAGGACUAGGAGGAGCUCCGCCCCCUCCACCCCCACCACCAGGACUAGGAGGAGCACCGCCCCCUCCACCACCUCCACCAGGACUAGGAGGAGCACCACCCCCUCCUCCCCCACCACCAGGACUAGGAGGAGCACUGCCCCCUCCACCAGGGGCACCUCCCUUUAGUGUGGCUAGUCUGGCUACUACACUUUUUGAGCAGGCAAGACAUCAUAAACCAAAGAAAGUUAUGCGUAAACUAAACUGGGUGAAGGUUGCCAAGACGACAGCAUCUGGUCCAACAACUCUGUGGCAUCAGACAGUGUCAGGGACGACGGGGUUAAAGGUCAACAUUGACCCGGAGGGUGUUGAGAGUUUGUUUGCUCAAGCCGUUAUUAAAAAGAAGACCAAAACUGAGGAGGCAGGAGAAAAAGAGAAGAAGAAAUCAGCAGUUGUGUCCCUAUUGGACCAAAAGGCCAGUCUCAAUGUCAACAUCUUCCUCAAGCAAUUCAAGAGUGAUAAUGUGUCCAUUGUGAACAUGAUUGCUGAUGGUGACUUGAACAGGAUAAGCCUGGAUCAACUCAAAGCUCUGGAGAAAAUGCUACCAGACACUGGGCAGGUGGAGACAAUCAAAGGCUAUUCUGGUGACCCAGCAUUAUUAGGGCUGGCAGAAGACUUCUUCAGGAAACUCCUCAAAGUCAAAAUGUACCCUUUGAGAAUAGAAGCCAUGCAGUUGCGUUUAGAAUUUCGUGAAAAGCUGGAGGAUUUGCGACCUGCAAUUGCAACACUAGACAAGGCCAUCUCAGAGCUGCUCUCUUGCUCCACUCUCUCUGACCUCUUCUAUAUUGUACUAGUGACUGGGAACAUCAUUAAUGGAGGUGGUAGAGCUGGGGAUGCUUAUGGCUUUACUGUGUCAUCUCUUUCAAGACUUAAAGACACCAAAUCCAACACACCCAGGCUCUCUCUGCUGCACUACAUUGCUCAGCUGUGCGAAGACCAAGCUCCAGAGCUGCUCACAUUACAAGAGCAACUACCCAACCUGGAGAAGGCCAGCAGGGUAUCUCCUGAUUAUUUGACUGGACAAGUGAAUGAGAUUAAAACAAAGGUCAAGAAAAUCAAAGACAAAACUAAGAAAGCUCCAGACGACCUUAAAGCUCAGCUCAAAGCAUUCCUAGCCGAAUCUGAAGCCAUACUCUCGGAGCUACAGGGCAGUCUGGAUAGUGUGAGUGGGCGUAUGAAAGAGACUGCUGCUUAUUUCUGUCAAGACUCAAAAUUCAAACUUGAGGAAAUGCUCAAAGAAUUACUAGGGUUUACACGAGAGGUGGCAAAUGCUCUCAAGGAAAACCAUCAGCGUGUCAUACUGGAGGAAAAAAGACGAAAGAGAGAAGAGCAAAAGAAAGCAGCCCACGAGGCCCGACAAAGGAAGCUAGGGGUCGAAGGCCGUGACCCCAGCCCACCCCCUGAUGAACCCGAGUGUAUCAUAGAUAACCUGCUCAAGGAGAUACGCGCUGGAACUAGUCUGAAGCAGACCAAUCGAGUGACAGUACGUAAGAGGAAGACCUCUUCCCAUCUCAAGCAAGAGGACCUGGCUAAACUGACAGUGAUAGUAGGACAAGCUGCCACACACCCACGCUCAUUAACAUCCACAGAGGCUACAAAGAUUGAAAUAAAUGUUGAAGCACCUGUCCCCACAGGAGAUGAUGAUGUUUUCGUUGCUCCAUCCAAUCAGAAUGCCCCUCAACUCCAGGCGUCCAAUCAAAAUGAAAAACACUUAAGCAAAGAUACUGUUGCAUCAGAGUCGUCCAAUCAAAAUGGAGAGUCUGUGGCGUCCAAUCAGAAUGGAGAGUCUGUGGCAUCCAAUCAGAAUGGAGGGGCUGUGGCGUCCAAUCAGAAUGGAGGGGCUGUGGCGUCCAAUCAGAAUGGAGAGUCUGUGGCGUCCAAUCAGAAUGUAGAGACUGUGGCGUCCAAUCAGAAUGUAGAGACUGUGGCGUCCAAUCAGAAUGGAGAGUCUGUGGCGUCCAAUCAGAAUGUAGAGACUAUGGCGUCCAAUCUGAAUGUAGAGACUGUGGCGUCUAAUCAGAAUGGAGAGUCUGUGGCGUCCAACCAGAAUGGAGAGUCUGUGGCGUCCAAUCAGAAUGGAGGGGCUGUGGCGUCCAAUCAGAAUGGAGGGACUGUGGUCAAUGGCGACUCUAAAGACCAGGUUGUUGAGAGAGUGACUGGGAAGCUGCUCAAGCGUGAUAUGUGUGCUGGACUGGCUGCACUCACUGCCGUAGCCCUCUCUCUAGUACCAGAGGGUUGUCAUGCUGUCAGUAUCCAUAGCAACCACCCCACCAAGAACGACCAGGACAGUACAACUCUCUAACACUGUAACACAGUAGAACAUGAAAGCUAACAUAGCUUUAUUGAUAUUUAAUUUGUUCUUUCAAAUUUUUAAUUCGUUUGAUGAUAAUUAUUGACCUCGA
Halichondria panicea is the source of this 3806-nucleotide messenger RNA. RefSeq names its product inverted formin-2-like. The record is from RefSeq and is a predicted model, not a curated record. Lineage: Eukaryota; Metazoa; Porifera; Demospongiae; Suberitida; Halichondriidae. The transcript is spliced from 17 exons. Gene Ontology annotation, molecular function: small GTPase binding; actin binding. Gene Ontology annotation, biological process: actin cytoskeleton organization. Bases 77 to 3706 code for a protein of 1209 amino acids.